Molecule: messenger RNA, 3441 nt
Organism: Fusarium fujikuroi IMI 58289
Lineage: Eukaryota; Fungi; Ascomycota; Sordariomycetes; Hypocreales; Nectriaceae
Product: related to pathway-specific regulatory protein nit-4
Exons: 4
Coding region: 1-3441 (1146 amino acids)
Biological process (GO): regulation of DNA-templated transcription; DNA-templated transcription
Molecular function (GO): DNA-binding transcription factor activity, RNA polymerase II-specific; zinc ion binding; DNA binding
Source: RefSeq, a predicted model, not a curated record
AUGUCUUCUCAGGGCAAUGGCGUGAUAAUGGUCGCUGACGAUGGACCCAGUCAACGACCACCCAAGUCGUUGGCAAAAGCAUGUCUGGCCUGUCGGACCAAGAAGAUCCGUUGCGACGCUGUAAAGCCCGAGUGUGGAAAUUGUGCCAGUCAGAAACGCGAAUGUAUCUAUCGGAAAGAAACUCCACGAAAAAGACCUACGUUUUCUCAAAUUGCAAAAUUGCAACGAGACCUGGCAGCUCUCAAAGUGUUCCUGUUGACUCUCAAGAGAAGUAGCCCGGAGGAGCGGGAGAAAUUACUCGACGCAGCCGUUGAUGAAGAUGGGGCUGUCAACUUGCUAGACUCUACUGAGCCUGGCCCUCCGGAAGAGGCUUCAUCACGAAAGAACACAAGUCAGCCCAUUGAUAGAAGUGCUACUACACCAAUAGUAUCAUCAGAUGAUGAGUUAAAUAUUGCCAACUUCAUAUCCGUCGAUGAUGCUGGCACGACAAACAGCUUCGGUCCAUCGUCUGCUCUUCACAACCCGGCAAGGAACGAUAGGGGAACACCAUCAUCCCGUCAAUCCACAACAACAACAGAGCACGUCAAGAACGAAUUAAUAGCCAAUGCCGCUUUGCAACGGCAUCUAGAGCACAGACUCACCAGACACGCAACAAUUGCUGGAGAACCAACAGAACUUGCACUCCAUCUGCUAAACUUGCACUGGGCUCGUCAGCAUCACACUUUUCUACUGACAUAUCGGCCGGUUGUUAUGCGAGACUUGGAAUGUUCUGGCCCAUAUUGCUCUGCUUUCAUGCUCAAUGCCAUAUUCGCAUGCUGCAGCAAGUUCUCUCCGCGACCUGAUGUCAGGGACGAUCCAGAUGAUGCGUCCAGCGUUGGCCGUCGUUUCUUCAAGCGCUGUGAUGAGCUUCUCAGCAGUGAAUAUCUUCUCAUCAGACCACAUAUAUCCACAAUUGUUGGACUUGUCCUUCUAGGCUCGACAUAUAAUGCCCGUGGAGAGACGUCAAAAGGCUGGCUAUAUACAGGGUACGCUCUACGAAUGGUUUACGAUCUUGGUCUUCAUCUCGAUCCCAAGCAGACUACCGAAGACCCUGAAGAGAUUGAGAUCCGGCGACGGGUUUUCUGGGGCGUUUUUGUCUGCGAUAAACUCCAGAGUUUGUAUAUGGGUCGUCCAGUGGCUAUCAAUCUGCGGGACUCACAAGUAUCUCGUGAGUUCCUUGACUUGUAUGAGGAAAUGGAGCCAUUCUAUCCUUCAGUCUUGGCUACAGGCUCGUCAUCUAGACUUGAUGAAAACAUGGGCGAUGCAAUUCCGAGAUAUUCCGUUUCGACUUUUCAGCAAUUAUGUCUCCUCUCCAAGAUAAUGACGACAAUUAUCAAUCGCUUCUAUGUGGUUGGUGCGACCUUCUCAAACGCUCAGAUUGACCUGCAAAAGAUUGAGCAGGCCUUGCACCAGUGGCGACACAAGUUACCGUCGGAGCUAGAUUUUCAGCCAUGGUUGUCCACGAGCACUGCGGUUCAAACACCCAAUAUCAUGGUUCUUCAAAACGUAUAUUACUCUCUUAUCAUUCUCGUCCAUCGGCCAUUUAUAUCAGAUGAUCAUCUCCGAUCGACCGCCACGGCGGGACGAUCAUGGGAGCAAUGCACUGUGGCAGCAAGAUCCAUCACCAGUAUAGCCUCAGUCUACAAGUCAACCUACGGGCUUAACGGAGCUCCUUAUGUGCUUGCGUACACGGUGUAUGUGGCCUGCACAAUCCACGUCCGUAACGCAGCUUCCCAGAGCCAGACGCGUGAUCAUUUGACGAUGCUGAAGUCUAGUCUUGAGUGUCUGGAUGAACUAUGUACGGCGAACCCUGGUGUUGCCAAACCUGCAAACAGCAUCAGGCGCUUGAUUGAGGCUAACCACCUGAAUUUGGUUACCGAAGAACCGCACUCUUGUAGGCAAAAUGACAUGUCGUUCGACUUGGACAUCAUCCACAGCACGUUUUCAGUUAAUGAAUUAUCCAAUACGGGAUCCGAUAUGUUUCGCAUGGCCGAUUUUGAGUAUGCAAAGCGCCGUGCAUCUGCUGGGUUCUGCAAAGAUUCCAGCGGUGUCUUGAACUAUCCCGAGGCCAGGAGCAUCAACAACGACCAGAUUCCUAAGCCUAAAGUCAUUUACGCCGAUAGCUGUGGGUCCAAGUAUGGCAAGUGGUCUCUCUUCAACCAGGUAGAGAGCUGGCAGAUGGAGGUUGCUGUGGAGACAGUCAAGACAGGAACUACACUCAUAGAAAAUACCGUUCCUACUACUCGAUACGGCGAUUUAAAGACAGCAGACCUAGUGGAGAUUGAGGGCUUCCGAUCUACGGCUGCUGUGAUCCAUGAGUAUCUCCAUGGUAAAGCAUCAAGGCCAUUGUUGAUUGCAGUGUUUGGUCAGCCAGGUACCGGAAAGUCCUUCGGAGUGAAGGAAGUCAUCAAGACCGUUCUCAGCAGCUUUGGUAAGGGUCUCAAGAAGGACUGGAAGCCAAUUGAGGCUAAUCUUUCUCAGUUCAAGGAUCAGUCGGAUUUGUCAGGCAUCUUUGACGACGUCAGAGAUAUGACCAUAUCCGGUGAUAUUCCAGCGGUGCUUUUUGACGAGUUUGAUUCUGCUUUAGACAAGCAGGCACUCGGCUGGUUAAAGUAUUUGUUGGCUCCUAUGCAGGAUGGGAAAUAUCUUCAAUCCGGCUCUGUGCGAUCUUUGGGGCGAGCCAUUUUCGUUUUCAUAGGCGGAACAUCAAGCACCUUUGAGGACUUCACUGGAGAGAGCAUCAACAGUAAGAAGGAUGACGAAAGUCAGAGUCAAACCAAUGACGCACAGAGUUUGCAGAAACAAAAAUGGGCAAUUAAAGACAAAGGGGCCAAGAAGCCCGACUUUGUAAGCAGACUCAGCACCCACAUCAAUGUUGCAGGCCCAAAUAAGAGCGGCAACAACAAGGAUGACAAAAUGUGGGUCAUGCGACGAGCGAUGCUACUGCGAAACAUGCUAGAGAGGCGUCUUGGGACCAAGGAUAAAGCUGAUAAAUCCAUCAGCGUGGACGAGACUCUUCUUACGGCGCUAUUGAAGCAUGAGAAGAUUCCCCAUGGCAGUCGUUCAAUGGAGCUCCUUUUGCAAAUGAGCAGGCUUUCCGAAGGGCAGAAGUUUGACCUUUCCGCAUUACCAUCAGGCAACCAACUCGGCAUGCAUGUGGAUCUUGAAGAGUUCCAGAAGGACUUGGCAACGGCAUGUUUCGAGCAAGAUAUUCGUCCCAUUGAUACAGUGCUCUACAACAGGCAUAUGUGGUGUACCUGGGAGGCGAAAGAGAAUGUAGCAAAAAGUAAAGCCCAGCCUAUGCCGUCUGGCGAGACAUCUUCGCCUCAGAGAAAGGAACAGUUAGAUAUUAGUGUGGAAGAAUCCGGUGUAGGCCAAUCUGUUAUAAACCUCAUGGCAUAA